AUGUGCACCAACUUCAAGAAUGUCAACAGCGUCCAAAGUCACUUUUGGUUUAUGCUGCACGGCGUCUGUCGGAAUAAUAGGCUACGUGCAUUACAAACAGGCUUACGACAGAGAGCAACUUCAUCUGGGUGUCGUGCGCGACAUCGAGCGACGAGAGCGCCGAAAAGCGGAAAAUGUCUACGUUCUGCAGCAGCAGGCUGAAUUAGCCAAGGAAUUGCGCAAGGAUUGACGAGG
This is a messenger RNA of Nylanderia fulva, 234 nucleotides long. RefSeq names its product cytochrome c oxidase assembly factor-like (gene Pet117). Gene Ontology annotation, biological process: mitochondrial respiratory chain complex IV assembly. The record is from RefSeq and is a predicted model, not a curated record. Lineage: Eukaryota; Metazoa; Arthropoda; Insecta; Hymenoptera; Formicidae. Gene Ontology annotation, cellular component: mitochondrion.